AACUUGAAAAUGACUGAAGAGAAUUUUACAGUUGUUACUGAGUUUAUUCUUUUGGGAUUGACAGAUCGCACUGAACUCAAAAUUGCACUUUUUGUGUUAUUCCUGGUGAUUUAUGCCACUACCUUGCUGGGGAAUCUGGGCAUGAUCUUCUUAAUCCAAGUCACCCCGCAGCUCCACACACCCAUGUACUUUUUCCUCAGUUGCCUUUCAUUUGUGGAUGCCUGCUACUCAUCAGUUAUUGCACCCAAAAUGCUGACCACCUUCUUGGUUGAGAGAGAAACCAUCUCCAUCUCUGCCUGCAUAGUGCAGCACUUGUUUUUUGGAGUGUUCAUCACCACAGAAGGCUUCUUGCUCUCAGUGAUGGCAUAUGACCGCUACGUGGCCAUCGUGAACCCUUUGCUUUACACCACAGUCAUGUCUAGGAGAAGGUGCAUAGGGCUGGUCUGUGGGUCAUGCAUAGGUGGGAUGAUCAACUCAUUGACACACACUAUAAGCUUAGGGAGACUGUCUUUCUGUGGGUCUAAUGUUGUGGGCCAUUUUUUCUGUGAUGUUCCCCCACUGCUAAAAUUGUCGUGUUCUGAUACUUCCAUCAAUGAGCUUUUGCUUUUAAUUUUCUCCGGAGUCAUUGCCAUGGGCACCUUCUUGAUUGUGAUCAUUUCCUACAUAUUCAUUGCCAUUGCUAUUCUGAGAAUCCGCUCAGCAUCAGGCAGGCAGAAAGCCUUCUCCACCUGUGCCUCUCACCUGACUGCUGUGACCAUAUUCUAUGGCACCUUAAGUUUUAAUUACAUUCAGCCCAGCUCCCAAUACUCCGUGGAGCAGGAGAAGGUGGUUUCUGUGUUCUACACACUAGUGAUCCCCAUGUUAAACCCAUUGAUUUACAGUCUGAGAAACAAGGAUGUAAAGGAUGCUGUGAAGAGAGUCAGAGUAACAAAACGUCUCUCGUGUUAA
This is a messenger RNA of Otolemur garnettii (small-eared galago), 948 nucleotides long. RefSeq names its product olfactory receptor 1052-like. The record is from RefSeq and is a predicted model, not a curated record. Gene Ontology annotation, molecular function: odorant binding; olfactory receptor activity; G protein-coupled receptor activity. Gene Ontology annotation, biological process: G protein-coupled receptor signaling pathway; sensory perception of smell. Gene Ontology annotation, cellular component: membrane. Bases 10 to 948 code for a protein of 312 amino acids. The transcript has a single exon. Lineage: Eukaryota; Metazoa; Chordata; Mammalia; Primates; Galagidae.